Balaenoptera acutorostrata (minke whale) is the source of this 1015-nucleotide messenger RNA. RefSeq lists its product as uncharacterized. The record is from RefSeq and is a predicted model, not a curated record. Gene Ontology annotation, cellular component: membrane. Gene Ontology annotation, molecular function: fatty acid elongase activity. NCBI's taxonomy places the organism in Eukaryota, Metazoa, Chordata, Mammalia, Artiodactyla, Balaenopteridae. The transcript is spliced from 7 exons. The coding region runs from base 1 to 843 and encodes 280 amino acids.
AUGCAGGGUGUCGCCCACACAAGUUCUAGCUCGCUGCCCUCAGGAAGCCAGCCUCAGGUCCUGGUCCCCAGUAAGUGUGUGAGUGUGAGCACGAGUGUGUGUGGGCCCGGGGCUGGGAUCGCUCACGGGCGAGAGCUCAGGGGUAGAGAGCUUCUAGCGGGUGGGGCCGCCCUGCCCUGGAACCCGAGGACCUGUGGCCGGGACCCACCAGCAACUCCAACACCCCGAGCGGCCAGAGCACGUCGGGCACCAAGCAGAGGAGCCGGGGAGGAGCGACGGGGACCCGAGGCCGGAGUCCUGGUUUCUGGUGCACUGGCCGCUGCCAGUCUCCCUCCUCCUAGCCCUCUAUCUCCUCCUGGUGGUGACAGGUCCUCGCCUCGUGUCCCGUCGGGAGCCUCUGAGGCUGGCAGGACCCCUCGCGGCCGACAACCUGGGCCUGGUGCUUCUCUCAGGGGUACAACUUCUAUGAGUUCGUGGCCACCUCGCUCCUGGCUAAUUACAGCUAUUUCUGCCAGCCAGUGGACGACAGCCAGAGUCUUUUUAUACUACGAAAGAAGCCCGAACAGAUCACCUUCCUGCACGUCUACCACCACGGCACCGUGGUCCUCAACUGCCUUCUUGGCCGGGAUGCUGAAUUCUUUGGUCCAUGUCUUCAUGUACCUGUACUAUGGACUGACCAGUCUGGGGCCCCGCCUGCGACCCUACCUGUGGUGGAAGCGACAUCUUACCAUCCUGCAGCUGCCAUCUACUUCACAGAGAGAGAAACAGAGGACCAGCAAAAGGAAGUGUACCACUGAGAUCGCGUGGGAUGUUGGAAGCAAACAUCUGCUGCGCUGUUUAUGACCGGAACUGGAUGGGCGCCUGGAAUGCAGUUUUCCUGGGAGCUGCCUCUAUGCCUGCAGGAUGCUGUUCUCCUUUAUAACCUUUCCCUGUAGCUCUUUUCCUUCACUCGGGAAGUUCUUAUUUUGCCAUAAGAACUCGACAGUCAAGAACAUUAAAGACCUGCUGAAGUUUC